This is a messenger RNA of Syngnathoides biaculeatus (alligator pipefish), 3742 nucleotides long. It is a transcript of the gene mboat7, whose product is annotated as membrane bound O-acyltransferase domain containing 7. The transcript has 9 exons. The coding region runs from base 148 to 1575 and encodes 475 amino acids. Gene Ontology annotation, cellular component: membrane; mitochondria-associated endoplasmic reticulum membrane contact site. Gene Ontology annotation, molecular function: lysophospholipid acyltransferase activity. NCBI's taxonomy places the organism in Eukaryota, Metazoa, Chordata, Actinopteri, Syngnathiformes, Syngnathidae. The record is from RefSeq and is a predicted model, not a curated record. Gene Ontology annotation, biological process: lipid modification; phosphatidylinositol biosynthetic process.
CGAAGCUAAAAUGGCUGGGUCCAAUCAUGAAGAUUGACGUCAUGAACCAGGAAGUACUUCUUCCGUCCGUGUGAAGACUUGGUGUGAAAGGCAAAGCGGGGCUGCGUUCAUCCACUUAAUGUUUCUCGUCACUCGUGCAAAGGAACAAUGUCUCCUGAUGAGCUGGUCUACCUGGGAGUCCUUGCAGCCUCCAUCCCAGUUGGAUUCCUUUUUCGUUACCUCAGUCCUCCUGUAAAGCAGGGGGGCGCUAUGAUUCUGGGCCUCUCCAUUAUCAUCACCACCUGUCAUGUACAUGCGCUUCACUCUCUGGUGACGGUGAUUGUAACAUGGUUGAUUAUCAAGAGCAGUUGGAGGCUCGCCCCCGCGUUGAGUCUCUCCUGGACCUUUCUCUACCUCCUGUUCUUCCGACUGGUCACGUGGUUCGGUUUGCCAGCUCCGACGCCGUUUGCCAAUGCCGUCCAGCUCCUCCUCACUCUCAAGAUGGUGAGCCUGGCCAACGAGGUGCUCGCUUUCCACCUGGAGAAGAAGAAGCAAUUGAGCACCUUCGGGAGGUCUUCACUCGUUGAGUGUCUUACUCGACAGCCCUCGCUUUAUGACAUCAUGUCGUACAGCUACUGUUAUGUUGGUAUAAUGACAGGCCCAUUUUUCCGCUUCCAAACCUACAAUGACUGGCUGGAGCAGCCCAGACCGCUGUCCUUGCCCGGCUGGGAACCGUGCCUACAGCGGCUCAAGCUGGUGCCCGUCUUCGGUGCCCUAUUCCUGGCUGUAAACUCCAUCUUUCCUCUGGCUUACGUCCGCACAGAUGAGUUCCUGGAACACAAUUUCUUCUUCAGGUUCUUCUACAUGGUAGUGGUGUUCUUCGUGUUCAGGAUGCGUUUCUAUGCCGCGUGGUGCGGUGCGGAAGCCGGGUGCAUUAGCGCCGGUCUCGGCUGCUAUCCAGAACGGGCUCAGUGUAAACCGGGCGGAGGACCCACUGUCAGCUACAGCCCCGAGUCAUUGACUGAAGAGACAUACGACUUCAAAACCAUCCAGAACAUCGACUGCUACAACACGGACUUCUGCGUCAAGGUGCGGCACGGCAUGCGUUACUGGAACAUGACGGUGCAGUGGUGGCUGCAUCACUACAUCUACCCCAACGCCCCCUUCAGAUCCUACACACUCAGAGCGGGCUGGACCAUGUUCAUCAGCGCCUAUUGGCACGGCCUACACGCCGGAUACUACCUCUCCUUCCUCACCAUCCCGCUGUGCAUCGCCGCCGAGUCGGCCAUGGAGGCGUCGGUCCGGGCCCGGCUGGGCCCACGCGGUCAGAACAUCUUCGACUGGGUCCACUGGUUCCUGAAGAUGCGAGCGUACGACUACAUGUGCAUGGGCUUCGUGCUGCUCAAGGCCUCCGACACCAUCAGCUACUGGUCGUCCAUCUACUUUGCCGUGCACGUGGUGGCCGUGGGCUGCAUAAUAGUGGGAAGGGUUCUGAAAAGAGGAGGAGGCAAGAGAGGAGACAAGGAGAAGGCAGACGUUGAGAAGAAAGACAAGACGAAAAUGGCAAAUGGAGACAAAGCUGAAAAGGACGACUGAGUGAAUUGUUGAUAUCCUGAACUGGAGGGACACGAGGUGGAGUUUGCUCAAGAAUUUUAUAUCCAACAGUGCAACAUGUUCUUUAAAUGUACAAUGAUUCCUUGAGAUAACAGUGACCCAGUUCAGAUUUUUUUUUGAGAAAGAUUUUAUUUUGCUUUUACUUGCCUGCAAAUAUUUGCAAUACAAGCACUGUAUAAUGGUGGUGGUGGUGAACUCAACUCAAUUGAAAACGAGCAAGUUUGACCGUUAGAGGUCACAUGUUGUCCAUUGCCACUCCCACUUGUUUUCUGUCAAUCUAAACAUCCAUCCAUUUUCCGUACAGUAUAUCCUCAAUAGGGUCGCAAGCAUGCCGGAGCCGAUCCCAGCUAUCUUGGGCGAGAGGUGAGGUACACCCUGAACUGGUCGUGAGCCAAGGGGAGAACAUGCAAAGGCCCCACAAGCCAGGCCAGUAUUUGAACCCAAGUCCUCAUAACUGAGAGGCGGGUGUGCUAACCACUUAUUUCCCGUGCCGCCCGAACUAAGCGUAAAACAAAGUGAUGUGUAGUAAAAACAAUCACAGAGCUUUGUGUAGCUAAAUGUUAACAAAUGGUGGAAAACGCCAUAGAUGGGCAAAUAGCAUCACUUCUUUAAACAACCCAUGUUUGAACUGGUGAAGCAACACGUAGACAGAAAUAUAAAAAUACUCAGAGGCAUAUAUUCUUUACUGUAAAAAUAACUAAUUAGGUCAGUUGUGAAACUUCGUGUAUGUGUCUCUCUAUUCCACUGCUUCCAAGUGGCCAUGGCGCACACCCAAAGGAGCAGCACAUUGUACAUUCAAUUGAGGCAAAAAUUAUGGCAGUUUUUAAAAAUUCUUCACAUUUUAUUCAAUUGUGUUUUCAAAUGUUUUUUUUUAUUAAGUACAAUAUGUAGAGUUUUUUUAACUAAAAAUGGGGAAAGGCUUGAAUGAAUUGAUAGCAUUCGUUUCAUUUUGUAGGGCAACAUGAUCUGUGAUGCAAGUGUCUUCAAUAACAAGCAGGGUUACAGAAUGAAUUCAAGACAUAUUUCAAGACGCCACUACAUAAACAAUACACAGGUCAAAAACGCAGUUAUUUUGGAACCAUUACGCCGCAUGGUGUGAAUAGGAAUCACGAUGUCUGAACAGAAUUAACACAUGCCGCAACAGUAAUGUAAAUAGCCUGAACAGUGCAUUCGCUUCAAUUCCAACAUGGUCAAAAUAUUUGCAAUAUCUGUACUGCCAAGAUAUUCCAGCAGCUGAUUUAUACUGCAAUGUAUCAGAAAUGGAACAAGGAACGAAUCCAUUUUUGCUUUUGGGAUUUCUGUUGUUCAAGUUCUCAACUGAGCAUGUUCAGUGUUUUAGCGUGUCACGUAAUCUGAACAAAAAAAAUGAAUGUAAUGCUGUAGAUUUGUACACUGUGUGUCAGGGGGAAAAAAAGUCAGCAAUAUUUAGUUGUGUUUCACUCUCUUACUUUAGCAGUACUGUAUUGUUAUUCUGACUGGAUGGCUCAGUGCUUUUUACGUCCUGUGCUCGGCCAAGUCCGUAAUUGGACUGGUGUUUAAUGUUCGAGUCUUGAAAUGCUUCAUCAGCCUUUUAAAGUCCACCCAAUGUUUUUCUGUGUAUUCAUUUGCAUCUCAAAUGUUCCUUUUUAUUGUCUUCAGAGUUCUUUAUUUAUUUAGAUCUCUUUGGCUUGUGUGUCUUUUUUGACUGUGGCACCCCCUGUUUUGAGUUCUCCUUUCAACUAUGUCACGUUCCGAAUGUUGCAUACUAUACAUUUCGACAAAUACUUUGCAGUAUAUACAGUAAUACCCUGAUAAUUCUUGCUCUAUACGAUGUUGGUUUCGCCGUCACUGUGGACUGCACCUUUACAACACAAACACACCUGCUUGUUACCUCAUCACGGGUUUUUCACAACGACUGUUAUAAAUUCCAUUUUUGAAACUUGUAAAUUGCAAGUAAAGUCACAACUUCAGCAUACGGUGAAUAUUAAGUCUACACACCUGUUCAAUUGCCAAAUAAGACCAAAAGAAAUCAUUUCAGAACUUUCUCUACCAUUUACAUAUAAUCAACAACGCAAUUAAAAAAAAGGUUUCAAAUAAUAAAGGAGGGGAAAUAAAAAUAACUGAGGCACCGUGGGUGCAUAAGUGUGGACACCCUAUUUUGACUGAAGCU